UCUCUGCCUGGGGCAGGAGAGGAUUCAGAACCAGGAAAGAGCUCAGAAUGAAGGUGGAAGGCAGAGGAAUCACCUGCUUGCUGGUCUCCUCCGUGGUGUGCCUGGUGGCCAGCCCUGGGGGCAAGGCCUGCCCUCGCCGCUGUGCCUGCUAUGUGCCUACAGAGGUGCACUGCACAUUUCGGUACCUGACCUCUAUCCCAGACGGCAUCUCACCCGAUGUGGAGCGCAUUAAUUUAGGGUACAACAGCUUGGUUAGAUUGACAGAAAUGGAUUUUUCUGGCCUGAACAAACUGGAGUUGCUAAUGCUGCACAGCAAUGGCAUUCAUACAAUCCCGGCUAAGACCUUCUCAGACUUGCAGGCCUUGCAGGUCUUAAAAAUGAGCUAUAACAAAAUCCGAAAACUUCAGAAAGAUACUUUUUAUGGCCUCAGGAGCUUGACACGGUUGCAUAUGGACCACAACAAUAUUGAGUUUAUAAACCCAGAGGUUUUUUAUGGACUCACCUUUCUCCGACUGGUGCACCUGGAAGGAAAUCAGCUCACUAAGCUCCAUCCAGAUACAUUUGUCUCUUUGAAAUACCUCCAGAUAUUUAAAACAUCUUUCAUUAAGUACCUAUACUUGUCUGAUAACUUCCUGAGUUCCCUACCUCAAGAGAUGAUUUCCAAUAUGCCUGAUUUGGAAAGCCUUUAUCUUCAUGGGAACCCAUGGACCUGUGAUUGCCAUUUAAAAUGGUUGUCUGACUGGAUACAGGAAAAACCAGAUAUAAUAAAAUGCAAAAAAGACAGAAGUCCUUCCAGUCCUCAGCAAUGUCCACUUUGUAUGAACCCCAGGACCUCUAAAGGCACGCCCUUAGCUAUGGUCCCAGCUGCAGCUUUCCUGUGUGCCAAGCCAACCAUCGACCCAUCCCUGAAAUUAAAGAGCCUGACUGUUCUGGAAGACAGCAGUCCUGUGUCCAUCUCUCCCCAAGAUUUCAUGGCACCCCUUGGCUCCAUCACUUUGAAUAUGACAGAUCAGUUUGGAAAUGAAGCUAACAUAGUCUGCAGUAUCCAAAAACCCUCAAAGACAUCAUCCAUUGCAUUCACUGAAGAAAAUGACUAUAUCAUGCUAAAUUCAUCAUUUUCAACAUUUCUGGUGUGUAACAUAGAAAACAAUUACAUUCAGCAAGUGUGGCAAGUUCUGGCUUUGUACAGUGAUUCUCCUCUGAUUCUAGAAAGGAGCCACUUGCUCACUGAAACACCACAACGCUGCUACAAAUAUAAACAGGUGGCUCCUAAACCUGAAGACAUCUUUACCGACACAGAGGCUGAACUCACAAUAGAUCCCCCUUGGUUAAUGCAAGACCAAAUCUCCUUGCAGCUAAAUAGAACUGCCAGCACACUCAGUACAUUGCACAUCCAGUACUCCAGUGAUGUUCAAGUCACUUUACCAAGGGCAGAAAUAAGGCCAGUGAAACAUAAAUGGACCAUGAUUUCCAGAGAUAACAAUACUAAGCUGGAACGCACUGUUUUGAUUGGUGGGACCAUUAGCCUAGAAUGCCCAGGCCAAGGAGACCCUACCCCACAUUUGGAGUGGCUUCUGGCUGAUGGGAGUAAAGUGAGAGCCCCUUAUGUUAGUGAGGAUGGACGAAUCCUAAUAGACAAAAGUGGAAAAUUAGAACUCCAGAUGGCUGAUAGUUUUGACACAGGCAUAUACCACUGCAUAAGCACCAAUUAUGAUGAUGCAGAUAUUCUCACCUAUAGAAUUACUGUGGUAGAGCCCUCCAUAGAAGCCUAUCAUGAAAAUGCGGCUCAUUAUACAGUUUUCAUUGGUGAAACACUUGACCUUCCAUGCCAUUCUUCUGGUAUCCCAGAUGCCUCUGUUAGCUGGGUUCUUCCAGGAAACACUGUGUUUUAUCAGUCCUCCAGAGACAAGCAAAUUCUUAACAAUGGCACACUAAGACUAUUACAGGUCACCCCAAAAAACCAGGGUUAUUAUUGUUGUGUAGCAGCCAACCCAUCAGGGGUUGACUUUUUGAUUAACCAAGUUUCAGUCAAAACGAAAGGGCAAAGGCCAGUAGAGCAUAAUGUAGAAAUAGAUGGAUCUGGACUUGAUGAGCCCAAUCCCAUUGCUCAUCUUAUGGACCCACCAGCUGUGCAACUCCCUACCUCUGUUCCACUGGGAGCUGAGACUGGAAAACAAGUAUUGAGCACAAGUAAAAAGCACAACUAUCGCGAGUCAAUACACCGGCGGCGAGGAGAUUCACCAAAUCGACAUUUUAGAGAGCACAGGAGGCCCUUCCCUUCCUCUGCUCGGAGAAUUGACCCACAGCACUGGGCAGCACUUUUGGAGAAAGCUAAAAAGAAUAUUAUGCCAGAGAAGCAAGAAACUACUACAGCAAGGCCCCCUUCAGUGGCCACCCAACUCCUGAAGAUACCUGGGGAGGAAAUGGACUCUUCAGGCAAGCUCCCUCCAGAUGAGGAACUGAUGGCCCUGGCAACUAAGGCUCCUAGUGUUCUGGCAAGGACACUGAUUGCCAAUUCCAGAAAAAUACCUGAUAGCCCUGUGACAAAUGUAACUGUUACUGAAGUCUCUCCAGUUGCGGGUCCACAAAUCCUACCACCUGAAAAACCAAUAGAUUUCAAGCCAUCUCCUAUUAAAACUACAGCCAUGUCAGAGAAUAUCAACCCAACCUUAUCAAGCAAAAUGCAAGGCACAACCACUGAAAAUUUCUCCACUAUCUCUCCUUUCUUACCUGAAGCAAUGCAAUUUCAGGAAGCUGACAACACUAGGAGGAAAAAAGAGCAUUUACAAAGUACAGUCCCAAUAGCAGUGGGGACUAUGAGCAAAGAUGCCAAUAUCAAAAUGCUCAGUAGUGCUAACAGCAAAGCUGAUAUAUUCUUAGGGUCAGUAAAUGCCACAAAUAGUCAUCAGACAACUGUAACAGGAGUCAGUGACCCCAGGAGCAAUCACCUCUAUCCAUACAUUACUCAAAAGCUUAGCACCUCUGAGAUACCUUCAGGCCCAUACACUGCUGCUCAUUCUCAGUCACAGAUUCCUAGAAAUAGUACAACUAACAUCCCACUAACAUCUAGGCGCUUUGGAAGACGGAGGAAAAUUUGGGGUAGGGGUCGCGUUAUCAGCCCAUAUAGAACUCCAAUUCUUCGACAACAUAGAUAUGGCUUUGUGAGACCAACAUUCAGAGUUUCUUCUGAAGAAAGCACUACAUUUUCAGCCACAGAGGUCAAUGUGGUGUGCCCAUCCUGUUCUCCCGAGGAGAGGCUCACCACUGCUGCAGCAGCAUUGUCUUUUCCAAGUUCUUCCCCUAUCAUGCUCACCAAAGCUGAAACUUCCAAAGUCACAGAAGAGUCUACAACUCUAGUCCACAAUCCAUCAUUACCAUUUGAGAACAAACCAAAUGUAAAUAUUGAGAAAACAAUACCCACAAUAAAAUAUUUCAGUGCUGAAAGUACCCAAAUGACUCCAACUGAUGCAGUUAUGACUCAUGCCCCCAAAUCCUUACCUGUGGAAAAAACUGUAACAAAUAAUGGCUACCCAAGUGGGUCUAAUACCAAUGAAGUUAAAAGAGAUUCAAUGUUUAUAUCACCACUUCCAGAUCCCACCACCAAGCCAUCUAUGUCUACUACUACAGCCAUUACAAGAUUUUUAAGAAGGAAAAUUCCCUGGCAUCAGAUCUUUGUAAAUAACCAUGUCCAAAAAGAGAGGUUAAAGAAUCAGCAUCAAUUUAGCUCACCAAAAAGCACAGCCACAGUACUUACUAAAAUAUCUCCUGCUUUACCCACAGAUAAAGUUUUCCCUUUCCAUUUCACAACACUCUCAACAAGUGUGAUGCAAAUUCCAUCUAUAACAUCAGCUACAACUCACCAAAAUAUCACUGAAACACACAGUCCUAUAAGUCUCCCAACAAUGAAAAAGCUGCCCUUUCCACCAGUUUACCCUACACCUCUUAAUAUCUUAAGCAAAGAAUCAAGUACCAACAAUUUCAUAUCAAUGCAGACAGCCAGGCUGACAGUUCCUCCUACUGCCCCUGCAUCAGUCAUUAUCAGUAAAACCCAAAUAGCCAGACCCAGGACACGAAACAUACAAAGAAAAAAGGAGCCUCAGAGGAACAGGAAUGACUCAUACUCCUCUCCUAGUCAGAGUUCUGGCUUCACUACUUCCACUACUAUGAUACCUCCUGAUCUAACUGCAACUGAAACUUCAACCAAGCCCAGUAUCUUUGCUUUCACUCAUUCUCCCUUAGAAAACAUAAAAGGAAUUUCAAGCACAAUGGGUCUUUAUCCAAGAACACUUACUCUGACAGAUGUAAUUGAAGAACUACCCCAAGAGAAUACUCAGACUUUGAAGAGCAGAAUUGUUUCUGAAAUCACUUUGUCCAGCAAACUACACCAGAGCACCACAACUAGGAACACAAUCAUUAGACACUCAACCAUGCCACCAUUCCGGAGUGUCAGUGCUGCUCCAAUGCCAAUUCCCACCUCCCAUUCCUUGAGUAAUCAAAGUGCAGUCACAGACAACAUGGCAACUCCAGUUUUUAGGAUGAUGACAAAUACAGUGAUCAAGCCACGUGAAUACUCUAGGCACAAUGCUAAUCCACAGCAAUUAGCAGCAGAGGUUGCAACAUCGCCCAGAGUUCGCCCAAAUAUCAAGGUCACAAUUGGAACCACCCACUUUAUCUACUCCAAUCUGUUUCAUUCUGCUUCUACACCAGCACUAAUGACAGUUAAACCACAGAAUUCUAAACUGACUUCCUCUCCCUGGUCAGAAAACCACUUCUGGCACAAGUCAUACCCAGAAAUUGCUGAAAAAGGCAAAAUGCCAGUAGUGAGCAUAUUGCCCACUCCAGGCUUGCCAGAGGACACCACUCAUGCUUCAAAUUGGGAUAUUCAGAAGACUGCAAAGAAAAAUGGCUUUGAUGAGACACCAGUUCAAAAAAUAACAACUUCUGAACUCCUUCCCUUUGAUUCUUUGUCUAGGAAUAUAUUUGAAAGGCCCAGAAUAGUUGGAGGAAAAGCAGCAAGUUUUACUGUUCCCGCUAACUCAGAUGCCUUUCUUCCUUGUGAGGCUGUUGGAAAUCCCCUGCCCACCAUCCACUGGACCAGAGUCUCAUCAGGAUUUGAUAUAUCUAAAAGGAAACAGAAUAGCAGAUUCCAGGUGCUGCCCAAUGGCACCCUGUCCAUACAGAGGGUGGACAUUCAGGACCGCGGACAGUACCUGUGCUCAGCAUCCAAUCCACUUGGCACUGACCGCCUUCAUGUCAUGUUGUCCGUGGUUUCCUAUCCCCCCAGGAUUCUGGAUAGGCGUACCAAAGAGAUCACAGUCCACUCUGGAAGCACUGUGGAAUUGAAGUGCAGAGCUGAAGGUAGACCAAGUCCUACAAUUUCCUGGGUUCUUGCAAACCAAACGGUGGUUUCAGAAUCAUCUGAGGGGAAUAGGCAGGCCCUGGUGACAUCUAAUGGAACACUGGUCAUCCACAGUCUCAGCAUUUAUGACCGGGGUUUUUACAAAUGCAUGGCCAGCAACUCAGCUGGCCAGGAUUCACUGUUGGUCAAAAUACAAGUCAUUGCAGCCCCACCUGUUAUUCUAGAGCAAAAGAGGCAAGUCAUUGUAGGGACUUGGGGUGAAAGUUUGAAAUUGCCCUGUACUGCCAAAGGAACUCCUCAGCCCAGUGUUCACUGGGUCCUCUCUGAUGGCACUGAAGUGAAACCACUGCAGUUUAUAAAUUCUAAGUUGUUGUUAUUUUCAAAUGGGACUCUGUAUAUAAGAAAUGUAGACUCUUCAGACAGGGGCACUUAUGAAUGCAUUGCUACCAGCUCCACUGGCUCAGAAAGAAGAGUGGUAAUUCUUACAGUGGAAGAGCGAGAAACCAUCCCCAGGAUAGAAUUUGCAUCCCAGAAGCGGACUGAGGUGAAUUUUGGGGACAAAUUACUACUGAACUGCUCAGCCAUUGGGGAACCCAAACCCAAAAUAAUCUGGAGGCUACCAUCCAGGGCUAUUGUCGACCAGUGGCACAGAAUGGGCAGCCGUAUCCAUGUCUACCCAAAUGGAUCCUUGUUUAUUGGAUCAAUAACAGAAAAAGAUGGCGGUGACUACUUGUGUGUGGCCAGAAACAAAAUGGGGGAUGAUCUGAUACUAAUGCAUGUGAGCCUCCGACUGAAACCGGCCAAAAUUUAUCACAAGCACCAUUUUAAAAAGCAAGUAUUCCAUGGGAAAGAUUUCCAAGUUGAUUGCGAGGCUUCUGGCUCCCCACUGCCUGAGAUAUCUUGGAGUUUGCCUGAUGGAACGAUGAUAAACAAUGCAAUGCAAGCCGAUGACAGUGGCCGCAGGACCAGGAGGUAUACCCUUUUUGACAAUGGAACCCUAUACUUCAACAAAGUUGGGAUAGCAGAGGAAGGAGAUUAUACUUGCUAUGCCCAGAACACUCUGGGGAAGGAUGAAAUGAAGGUGCACCUAACAGUAAUAACAGCUGCCCCACGGAUCAGGCAGGGUUACAAGACCCACAGGAGAAUCAAGGCUGGAGACACAGUGGUCCUUGACUGUGAGGUCAUCGGUGAACCCAAACCAAAAAUAUUUUGGUUGCUGCCUUCCCAUGACGUGAUUUCAUUCUCUAAGGACAGGUACACAUUUCAUGCGAACGGGUCUUUGUCCAUCAACAAAGUGAAACUGCUCGAUUCCGGAGAGUAUGUGUGUGUGGCCCGAAAUCCCAGUGGGGAUGACACAAAAAUGUACAAACUGGAUGUUGUCUCCAAACCUCCAUUAAUCAACGGUCUGUAUACAAACAGAACGGUCAUUAAAGCCACAGCCGUGAGGCAUUCCAAAAAACACUUUGACUGCAGAGCUGAAGGAACACCAUCUCCUCAAGUCAUGUGGAUCAUGCCAGAUAAUAUUUUCCUCACGGCCCCAUACUAUGGAAGCAGAAUCACAGUCCAUAAAAAUGGAACCUUGGAAAUUAGGAAUGUGAGGUUUUCAGACUCGGCAGAUUUUAUCUGUGUGGCUCGGAAUGAAGGAGGAGAGAGCGUGCUGGUGGUACAGUUAGAAGUACUGGAAAUGCUAAGACGACCAACAUUCAGAAAUCCAUUUAAUGAAAAAAUAGUUGCCCAGCUUGGAAAGUCCACAGCACUGAAUUGUUCUGUGGAUGGAAACCCACCACCUGAAAUAAUCUGGAUUUUACCAAAUGGCACAAGAUUUCCCAAUGAGCCGCAAAUUUCUCAGUAUCUGAUAGCAGGCAAUGGUUCUUUCAUCAUUUCUAAAACAACUCGGGAUGAUGCAGGAAAAUACCGGUGUGCAGCAAGAAAUAAAGUCGGCUACAUUGAAAAAUUAAUUGUGUUAGAAAUUGGCCAGAAGCCAGUGAUUCUUUCUUAUGCACUAGGAACAGUUUACUGUAUCAGUGGAGAAUCUCUAUCACUGCACUGUGUGUCUGAUGGAAGCCCUAAGCCAAAUAUCAAAUGGACUACACCAAGUGGUUCUAUAAUAGAUAGACCUCAAAGUAGUGGAAAAUACAUAUUGCAUGAAAAUGGCACCUUAGUCAUUAAAGAAGCAACAGCUUAUGACAGAGGAAACUACAUUUGUAUGGCUCAAAAUAACGUUGGCCACACACUGAUUACCGUUCCAGUAAUGGUUGUAGCCUACCCACCCCGAAUUACAAAUCGCCUACCCAGGAGCAUUCUCACAAGGAUUGGAGCGCCCGUUCAGCUCCGAUGUGUGGCCCUGGGAGUCCCCAAGCCAGAAAUCACAUGGGAGCGGCCAGACCACUCCUUGCUCUCAAUGGCAAAUAAAGGGGGGACUCAUGGACUUGAGCCUUUUCACCCCCAAGGUACCCUCAUCAUUCAGAAUCCCCAAACCUCAGAUUCUGGGAUCUACAAAUGCACAGCGAGGAAUCCACUUGGUAGUGAUUAUGCAACAACGUAUGUUCAGGUCAUCUGACAUGAAAUAAAAAUUGAACAAAGUCAACAUCUGGACAGUUUAUUUUUUGGAAGAAGUUUAAUCAAAGGCAGCCAUAGGCAUGUAAAUGAAUUUGAGUACAUUUACAAUAUUAAAUUUAUAAUGGACAUGCAAAAUAAAAAAAGAAAAAGACUUGUAAAUAAAUGCAAUAUGACUGAUAGUGAUUUCGUUAAUUGAUCUCCAAACGAACUUUUAACUUAAGGCACUUUUAUUUUGCCAACAAAUAACAAUGAACAUUAAGGUAAAACUGUCCACCAUAAAAGAACAAAUGGCUAAUGUAUCUGAAUUCUUCAUUAAAGAAUAGACUUCGUUCUUUCACUACCAGUUGCCUAGUGUCCACCUUCUAGCAAUGUUACAAGCAUGGCACUGAGAAGAGAGACAAUGGGAAAGAUUAAAUUUGUAGUCUUGAUUGUAAAUUUACAAUUUUGAUGUACAGAUAUUUUGUGGCUGGCUUAGAAAUAUUUUAGUAAAACCUAGAGAAAAUAAGCUCUGAACGGUUUUGACUAGGAUUAUGUUUUGUGUACACUGAAAAUUUUCAUUGAUGGGGAAUACAAAAAUGUUUUUUAAUAACUGCAUUUAAAAUACAUGUAAAAAGCAACUUAACACCUACAUAUCAUAAAAAGUGAAAAGGGGGUUGAUUACUUCGUUACUGAAAUAAACUCAUUAAAAA
This is a messenger RNA of Callorhinus ursinus (northern fur seal), 8607 nucleotides long. RefSeq names its product immunoglobulin superfamily member 10 (gene IGSF10). Lineage: Eukaryota; Metazoa; Chordata; Mammalia; Carnivora; Otariidae. The record is from RefSeq and is a predicted model, not a curated record. Gene Ontology annotation, molecular function: protein binding.